Opisthocomus hoazin is the source of this 1281-nucleotide messenger RNA. It is a transcript of the gene CASP2, whose product is annotated as caspase 2. Gene Ontology annotation, molecular function: cysteine-type endopeptidase activity. The record is from RefSeq and is a predicted model, not a curated record. Lineage: Eukaryota; Metazoa; Chordata; Aves; Opisthocomiformes; Opisthocomidae. Gene Ontology annotation, biological process: proteolysis; regulation of apoptotic process.
AUGCUGGUUGCCUGCGGCAUGCGGCGGUGUCACCAGGAAGCGCUGAAGAGGAACCGGGUGCUGCUGGCGAAGCAGCUGGUCUUGAAGGAGCUGGUGGAGCACCUAGUGGAGAAGGACAUCGUCACCGCGGAGAUGGUGGAAACCAUACAGGCCAAGUCUGGGAGCUUCAGCCAAAAUGUGGAAUUCCUCAAUUUGCUGCCCAAGAGAGGCCCUAAUGCCUUCGCAGCCUUCUGUGAAGCUCUACGAGAAACCAAACAGCAGCAUCUGGAAGCAGUUAUCUUGAAGACAACAUCUGACCUGAGCCAUGGGAUUGCAAGGCUUGAACACUGUUAUGGAUCCAAUCUUCCGUUCCCUGCCAGUGAGUCAUGUAAUUCAAAGAAACCACGCUGGAUUGAACCAAUGCAACAUUCCUUGGAUAAUGGAGAUGGUCCCCCAGUUCCUCUAGUGAAGUACUGCACUCCUGAAUUUUAUCAUGAUCAUCAGCACUUGGCAUACAAACUGGUAUCAGAGCCCCGAGGCUUAGCACUUGUUCUCAGCAACGUCCAUUUCAGCAGUGAGAAGGACUUGGAGUAUCGUGCAGGGGGAGAUGUGGACUGUGCUUCCCUGGAGAUGCUUUUCAAGCAUCUUGGGUAUCGAGUGACAGUCUUUCAUGAUCAAACUGCACAGGAGAUGCAGAAUGCAUUGGAGAGAUUCUCUAAGCUGCCAGAUCAUCGGGAUGUGGAUUCCUGUAUUGUAGCUUUACUUUCCCAUGGUGUGGAGGGUGGGGUUUAUGGCAGUGAUGGCAAACUACUACAGUUGCAGGAGGCUUUCCGGCUCUUUGAUAACGCAAACUGUCCAAAUCUCCAGAAUAAGCCCAAAAUGUUCUUUAUUCAGGCCUGCCGGGGAGAUGAGACGGACCGGGGAGUGGAUCAAAGAGAUGGGAAAGAAUGGUCAGAUUCCCCAGGCUGUGAGGAAAGUGAUGCAAAUAAGGAGGAAAAUCUCAAGCUGCGUCUGCCUACGUGCUCUGAUAUGAUCUGUGGAUAUGCUUGUCUGAAAGGUACUGCGGCCAUGCGAAACACCAGGCGCGGAUCCUGGUAUAUCGAGGCUCUCACCUCUGUGUUUGCAGAGGACUCCCGGGACACUCAUGUGGCUGACAUGUUGGUGAAGGUGAAUAGGCAAAUCAAGCAACGAGAAGGUUAUGCCCCAGGCACAGAAUUUCACCGCUGCAAGGAAAUGUCAGAAUAUUGUAGCACACUCUGUCGGGACCUUUACCUGUUUCCUGGCUAUCUGCCAGGAAAAUAA